Molecule: messenger RNA, 567 nt
Organism: Aspergillus lentulus
Lineage: Eukaryota; Fungi; Ascomycota; Eurotiomycetes; Eurotiales; Aspergillaceae
Source: RefSeq, a predicted model, not a curated record
AUGGAGGUAGACUUGCAGGAAGCCCGGCAGCUUUUCGAGACGAACUUUUUUGCCGUGAUAUUGAUGUCUCAAACAUUUCUACCGCUGCUCUUGAAAGCUAAGGGGACAAUUGUGCAAAUCGGAUCAGUAUCUGGGGUGAUGCCAUACGUCUUCGGGUCCGCUUACAAUGCAUCCAAGGCGGCCUUGCAUUCCUUGAGUGACACGAUGCGUAUUGAACUGGCUCCAUUUGGAGUUAAAGUCACCACAGUCAUUACGGGAGGCGUCCAGUCGCGAAUUGCUCGGGAGGAUCGCCAACUGGCGCCAGAUUCUCUUUAUCAUGGCAUUUUGCCAGAGUAUAAUCGCCGGGUUCAACACAGCCAGGAAGGUGCAAUGAGCCGCGAUGGUUACGCGAAGAGCGUGGUUGCGCAGAUACUUCGACACUCCGGUUCGGAAUCAUACAAGAAAUGGAUUUGGAAAGGAAACAAGAGCAAGUUGAUACGGUUCUUCGUUGGGGGAUGGCUUUGGUUUGGUCUCUUUGAUUGGAUCUUCGCGCGCAUGUUCCAUUUGAAGAAGUUGAAGAGGGAUUGA